Messenger RNA from Schistocerca nitens (vagrant locust), 2211 nucleotides. Its product is annotated as UDP-glucosyltransferase 2-like. The record is from RefSeq and is a predicted model, not a curated record. The transcript has 6 exons. Bases 5 to 1537 code for a protein of 510 amino acids. Gene Ontology annotation, molecular function: UDP-glycosyltransferase activity. Lineage: Eukaryota; Metazoa; Arthropoda; Insecta; Orthoptera; Acrididae.
CACCAUGAAGCUCAGACUAUUGCUGCUACCACUGCUGGUCCACGUGUGCUCAUGUGCGAGAAUCCUGGGCAUCAACCCGACGCCCUCCAUCAGCCACCAGCUGCCCUUCCUCAUCAUCAUGCGAGCUCUUGCUGAAAAGGGACACCAGGUCACCAUCAUCACCACUAAUCCUAUGAAGGAUCCUCCACCAAACGUAACUCAGAUAGAUAUGUCAUUUAUGUACGACAAAUGGAAGAAAGACAUCAACUUCUACCAAAUGUCUCAACUGUCUAGACAUGAAAUGAUGGAAAUGAUGAUAAAACUUGGUAAGACGGAUUGUGACGCACAGCUCAAAACUCCAAGCAUAAAAGAACUUCAAUUUCAACGGGAAUUCGAUGUGGUGAUAAUGGAAAUGUUCUUGUACAUGUGUUACUUCGGCCUUGUUCAUAUACUGGGACACCCACCAGUGGUAGGUUUCUGGUCAGCAGAGUUAUUCCCACAGCUGCAUCGAAUGAUGGGCAACCCUAUUAAUCCAGCAUACUUCCCGGAUAUUGGGGAUAGCUACACGGAUCACAUGACAUUCUGGGAAAGAGCUACCAAUGCGUAUCACGUACUGGAUGAUAUUAGAAUAACAUCCGUAUCACUGGUAGCGUCUCAAGACGAAGUAAUGAGAGCUCAUUUCGGGAGUGAUUGUCCUAGCACAGGCAUAAUGCAGUACAACCUUAGCCUUUUACUCGCUAACAGUCAUUUCUGUUCUGGCUAUCCGCUACCUAUGCAGCCUAAUGUGAUACAGAUGACAGGACUUCAUAUCAAAGGAGCACAAAACCCGCUGCCGAAGGAUAUACAAUCUUUCCUGGAUGGAGCGAAACAUGGAUUCAUAUACUUCAGUCUCGGUUCCAACGUAAAGAGCAACACCCUUCCUGAAGUCACACGUAAAGCCUUGAUGGCGGCUUUUUCGGAACUGCCUCAGAGGGUCCUUUGGAAAUUCGAAGAUGAUACUCUGCCGGGAAAACCAAGCAACGUAAUGAUUUCAAAGUGGCUCCCACAAGAAGAGGUAUUGGCUCACCCAAGAAUUCGACUUUUUAUCACUCAGGGAGGACUUCAAAGCUUCAAUGAGGCAUCAUAUUACGGCGUACCUCUCAUCGGAAUACCUUUUUUUGGUGACCAGGGGUACAACGUGGCCAAAAUGGUCAGUGCAGGAAUUGGAGUGAAACUGGAUUUUAAGGUUAUUACCAAAGAGUCUACCUUAGAAGCAGUGAAGACAGUUUUGGAAAAUCCGAGCUACCGCGAGAACAUGAAGCGCUUUUCCGCCAUCUACCGGGAGCACCAGUCGACGUCACUGGAGAACGCGCUGUGGUGGGUGGAGUACGUGAUCCGCCACAGAGGCGCCCCGCACCUGCGGCCCGCGGCCCUGGACCUCCACUGGUGGCAGCUGCUGCUGCUCGACGUCGUCGGCUUCGUCGUCGCGGCAGCGGCGGCGGUCACGUUUGUGCUCUACAAGCUGACGCGCCGUCUGCUGGCACUCAUCUGCAGGCCCAGCAAACAGAAGAAACAGUGACGCAGCUGCCAUGGGACUGGCGCAAUCAUCACGCUGUGCUUCGAACGUAUUUUGUCGCAGUCUGGCACCCCUUCCGAGUUUUACUCGUACUGUGAAACAAACGACGCUCCAGAGGAGUGUGCUGUGACGUAGCAGAUCUUUGUGACUUUCAUCAUGCACGCAAAAUGUGAGACUCAGAUGUUGGUGCAUCAUACGUAUGAACUAGCACAGCAUACGUAAGGGAGUUAGGAACCAUCUCUGGGAGACUGUCCAUAGUAAUGAAUGUGCGCAGCAUACCUGAAUGCGUAUUUAUCCAACUGGAAACUACUACGAGGAAAGUGCUCGAUGUGUCCAGUUCCUGUUACCAUUCUUCUAGUCUACAUCAUUUUUAUUAUACCUUAGUUUCAGUACUUACUGUUAUAUGAUAAGAGAGUACCGCUCUGCCCAUAGCUUCAGUUGUGUGUAUCUCCAGUCACCGCAUUAGUAUCAUCAUUGCAGCCGUAAUAUAACACUUCAUCUCUCAUCUGCGCAUGUCUGAAAUGUGUUUGGUUAAUUUAUCAAGGUAUAAUUUCAUUUCUGCUGCGUUAAAUGAUUUUCUUUAUUUGUAAGUUCUUGUUUUUCUCGUCACAUAGGCACCAGAGUGCAUCUUGCACUGCUCACGAAAGCGAGUAAUACAGAAAGAAAGUUUGUUGUGA